CUUGGGGGCGCCUUCGCUCCUCCGCAUAAUUAAGUCCAGCAGCGCAAGACAGCGCACCCGACGACUCUCACCUCAUAGAAACGAGCGUGAAUGCGUUCGUAUAAGACGAGAACGUAAGGCGAAGGCAUACAGCGUGGAGCAGUGCCCGACACCAUCAGGCUCGAGGUGGCCUAUUCCCCAGAGUCAGCCUCCAGAUGCGUGGAAGGACUGCGCGGCGCCGUUGGAGCGCUUCGUCCAGCGUGAACAGGCAGGCGCAGGAUGCCGUGACGGCAUUCGACGUCGUCAUGGCGCAGAGCCACGACCACGGCCAUGCGCCUGCUCACCAUCACUCUGUCGCGCGAGUCAGCGCCAGCGGGAACCCGCAUGGUGGCAGGGCGCACCAACCCCUGCACACCCAACGUCAUCACGCUGCCAUCGCUCACGACGAGCUGCUGCCGCAGGUAAUGGAACACCCUAAACCUUGCAACUCGACGGCUUGUCAUCGGGAAGCGCUGAACAUCUCGGAGCAACUGGAUGAGUCCGUGUCACCCUGCGAUGAUUUUUAUACGCACGUCUGCGGGCGCUGGACGCAGCGGGUCGCAGUGCCCAACGGCUCUGCCAGGGUCUCAGUGGACACCCUGACCCAGGACCACCUCACCCAUCUCGUGGACGGAGCCUUCGGGCGCUACUCCGAAGAGCUGGAGCGGGUCGCCGACCUGUACAACGAGUGCCGGAACCACAAGUCGGGAGACUUCGAGCGAGCGCUGUUCGACGAGCUGGUUCGCGGCUUCGGAAACGUGAGCUGGUACCUGAGCAUCCGCACCAUGGCUAGCCGGCUGCGAAAGUCGGUGUGGCCCUUGUUUCGGGACGUGGGCGACACGAAGCUGUCAAGGAGCGUCGGCGUCUUCUACCGGACCGUCAACGAGCCGGCGCUGUUCUCUAUCAAGCCAACCACGGACAGCGACUUCCCGAAUGAGACGCUCAUCUCCAUCGGCCUGCCCACACUGGUGAUGGGGUCGUUCAUCCAGCACUCCUCCAAGAUGCGCGAUGACGGCAACGACUACAGUUACGUGUCCGAUGCGAUGGACAUGAUACUUGGCCAGAACAACCUGACACACGGCAUCAAGGUGAACGUGCUGAACGUCGAACUCACGUUGGCGCGUGCCAUCGGCACCACCGUGCCCGAGGCUCCGAGGCUGGUGCAGGUCCAGGAGCUGCCAAGUGCGGGCAAGCUCAAGUGGGACGCGCUGUUUCGCUCUAUGAUGGCCGAGGCGGACAUGAACUUCUCGUCGGUGUACGUGUCGGUGGACUCGAUGCGCUACCUCUACGCUUUGCAAGAGGCACUCAACGAGUUGCAAGACGUGGAGAUCUUGGCCUACCUAGGGUUCCGCACCAAGCUUCUUCUGGCCCCGCUACUGAUGGACAAUGAGUCGCUCUCCCUGCUGGGAGCACUGGCCGUGUCCUCGUUUCCAGAGUGGCAUCCACCACUGAGCAGAGAACACUACUGCGUGCGCUUCUUCGAUAAACUGGAGCCCGCCUUAUCGCUGUACGCGGCGCGCGAUGACAUCGGCCAGAGCCUGAGGCGCCUGCGGGCCGUCUCACUCGUCGAUGCGCUGAAGAAGGCUGUCUACGAGGAGAUGGCCACGCUGUUCCCGAAACCGUUCCUCAACCACGUGAGCCGCAUCCUGCGCUCGGCCAAAUGGACCGCCCUCAUGCCAGACUGGGCACACACUGCGCUGUUGCGAGCCAAAUACGUCGACUACUUCUAUUCGAAGGUGGGGCGAGCACCGGUCCACCAGCAGUUUUCGCUGCUCAUCAAGCUUAAGAACGCCAACCAGUACCAGCGCUACUUGACAGGCAUCUUCUUCGACGCACCUUGGACUGGUGGCCUGCUGAGGACUUCGGCAGCGGUCGGUGAGGACCGAGUCGACGUGCCUCCAGGGGCGUUCGACUUCUUCCGCGCCGACGCCGACGAGCCCUCGUUGGUUCCGCUCCAGAUGGCCCGGCUGGGACCCCGCGUAGCGACCAGCGUCUACCGGUUCGUGUUCGCCAAGGUGGAUUUUUCUGCGAUGGGCGCCGGCCGGAGCACGCACUCCGACGGCUCUCCGGCGCAUAGUCCCACGCGACUGCUCGACAAACUCGGCCAACCCCGUCGCAGCGACGACCACGGUUUCAACGGUGCCCUGCUGUCUCCGACGCCCCUGUGUCCUCCCAUCUCGUCGCCUCCACCGCGACCAGCCGUCGACGAUCGGUCAGCCAUACCCUCCCCUCCUCCUGCGUCCAUGUCCUCGAGAGUGCCCGUCGUGACGACGACCCGAGUCCCCUCGACGUCCGGCGAACGCCGCCACUCCAUGCGAGCCGACAGCCCCAUGCCCAAGCUGCAGGCGGAAGCCAGGAGACUGAGCGACCCCCGUGACGAGCAGACGCGCAAGCACGGCGACCACCACCAGCAGCAGGGCGACCUCGAGAGCCAGAUCAGGGAGAUCGAGCAAAUGACUGACGGCAUCCUCGAAGACAUCGAAGCCGAAAACCUGGGCAGCUUUAGCACGGGCCACGAUCCUUCGACGGCUACGAAGACGACCGCGCUGAAAGGUCCGCAUCAAGAUGUGGGCGGCCCGCUAGACUCCGGCAAGUCGGCCGUACCGCUCAGAGGCUCCUUCGAGCGCGGCCUCUUCAGCGACGCAGGGAAGUUCACGGCGCUCGGCAGGCCUCAACUGCCACCGACGCGAUCGUUGGAACGUGGGGGCCGCAGGGCGUCAAUACCUUGGGAGGCCGCCGUGGCAGGCUCGAGGAGCGGGGGACAUCGCUACAAGCCGCACAGUCGCAGCACGGGUUCCGAGGUCAGGUCGCAGUCGCAGCCAGUCGCUGGACUGGCAGCGGCCGGACGUCAUCGCGCCCAGAUGAGGACUCAGUUCGGCGAGAGAGCUGAGAUGACACACAGUCCUUUUCUUGGUCACGUGCCGAGGAACAACGUUGCAGCCACACAGCUACCAGAUAAAAAAGCAAGCUACGACUACAGUAAGUUUCAUCAAGCGAACCAGCGGGAGCAGAAAGGACAUUCAAUCUUUGGAGGUGGUCACCAGCUUGACGCCGCCGAGGUCGCCGCUGAUGCACAACGAAGCUUCAACAAGGCAGACAGUCUACAAGAUAGAGCGAAACAUUUUCCACCAACUCAAGAAGGCGGUCCCGUUGAGUACGACAUAUCGGAAAAACUCAUCUUGGAAGACAUUGAAAAAGAAUACUCGAUCACGUAGCGCUUGCGACCGUUUUAUAGCAAUACAUUCUCUCCGGUGGCGGUGUCAUUGCUUGUGUCGUGCACUCUAGCGUUCUUCAAUCUGGCAUGAAUGAGUUAGCUCAUUCUAAUGCGCACUUAGCCUGAAAGCGGUUCACGGAGAGCUCGGGUGGUGUACAUAAGAACUUAGCGUGACCAGAAAGAGAACAGCCUGUUAAAUCGGACACCUCCGAUUAUUCAACCGCUGCGUCAACCAGUUUCCUAAGACCAAAGGCGAACUUGUGCGGUUGUCCUCAUCCUACCCAGAAAUUCAAAGCAACUCAUUUAGUUCACUUGCUCGCGAGCAGUGGUCUUCAAAAUUCUGAAUUAGCAGUGAUAAAGUCACUGCUUGUGGUUCGAUGCAAUAAACAGUGGCAUGUGUAAAUAGAAAGGAAGUCGAAGUCCAUAAAAGUAAAAAUUCAACCCUCGCUCACCAGUCUGCAUACAGCUGUU
Molecule: messenger RNA, 3703 nt
Organism: Dermacentor silvarum
Lineage: Eukaryota; Metazoa; Arthropoda; Arachnida; Ixodida; Ixodidae
Exons: 11
Coding region: 195-3233 (1012 amino acids)
Biological process (GO): protein processing
Cellular component (GO): plasma membrane
Molecular function (GO): metalloendopeptidase activity
Source: RefSeq, a predicted model, not a curated record